AUGCAUAAAGGAUGUGCUUUUUUGACGUACUGUCAUCGGGAUAGUGCUAUGAAAUGCCAGGCAGCGCUUCACGACCAGAAGACCUUGCCCGGAGUGAGUUCGCCAGACUACUUAGUUCUUAGUGGAUUGGUGAAAAAGUCAUCCACAGGGGCAGUAAUAUUUUUACAAAGCAGUUUUAACGUUAAAAAUGACUUUUCCUUAAGAAUUAACGAUGAUAUAGUGCUUUUCCGUUGUAGCCAGAAGUUACAAUAA
Molecule: messenger RNA, 252 nt
Organism: Angiostrongylus costaricensis
Lineage: Eukaryota; Metazoa; Nematoda; Chromadorea; Rhabditida; Metastrongylidae
Source: the annotation of a GenBank genome assembly